Gastrolobium bilobum is the source of this 656-nucleotide messenger RNA. RefSeq lists its product as uncharacterized. The transcript is spliced from 3 exons. The record is from RefSeq and is a predicted model, not a curated record. The coding region runs from base 133 to 402 and encodes 89 amino acids. NCBI's taxonomy places the organism in Eukaryota, Viridiplantae, Streptophyta, Magnoliopsida, Fabales, Fabaceae.
GUCUCCAGGAAUUUAAAUAAUGGUUUUAAGCACAUUUAUUAUCUGGUAAACUUCCCUUUCCCUUUCUCUUCGUCGUCUUCCCUUGCAAGCUCUAUUCCCGUUUCACCUUCGCAAGUUGCAACGCUACUAUCCAUGGCCAAUCGCUGGGUUAGGCCCGAGGUAUACCCGCUGUUCGCGGCUGUUGGAGUUGCUGUCGGGAUCUGUGGGUUGUCGCUGGUUCGUAAUAUCUGUAUCAACCCUGAAGUCAGGGUGAGCAAGCAGAAUAGAGCUGCAGGAGUGUUGGAGAACUUUGCUGAGGGAGAGAAGUACUACGAACAUUUCGUGAGGAAGUUUUCACGCAACAGAUCGCCGGAGAUUAUGCCCAACAUCAAUAGCUUCUUCGCUGGUCCAAGUGGCAAUUAAAUUGCUUUGAAUUAACAAAGGUUAAUCUGAGAUGUGAACUCUUUUAUGUUGUAGUCUGUUUUUACUGUACGUGCAUCUAGAAAACAAAAUAUGUGGUUCAUCUCUUGGGCUGAACAGCUUGUAUACUGUGCUGUGGUUGAGAAGAAGAACAAUCCUGUGUUUGAUGCAUUAUAUUACUUGUGGUAGAGUGCAGACAAGGUUGAAACUGGUAUUAAAAAUAAAUGUUCCUAUUCCGAGUGUGUUAAAAUUUUAAA